Echinops telfairi (small Madagascar hedgehog) is the source of this 4284-nucleotide messenger RNA. RefSeq names its product DNA polymerase gamma, catalytic subunit (gene POLG). Gene Ontology annotation, molecular function: 3'-5' exonuclease activity; DNA binding; DNA-directed DNA polymerase activity. The record is from RefSeq and is a predicted model, not a curated record. NCBI's taxonomy places the organism in Eukaryota, Metazoa, Chordata, Mammalia, Afrosoricida, Tenrecidae. The transcript has 22 exons. Gene Ontology annotation, biological process: mitochondrial DNA replication. Gene Ontology annotation, cellular component: gamma DNA polymerase complex; mitochondrion.
UCGCCGCUGGCCCGGCCCCGCGAGUUCCCACCCCGUAUCUUGCAAACAGCAGUCUAGAUGAUGAGUAGAAUCCGCACCCCCGUUUUACCAGCUAGGAAAUCGGGGCCUUAAAGAGCGUGCCCAAGGUCACACAGUGUGUCAGAGCCAGAGCCGUUCUUCAAAACCCAUGCCCCCUCCUCCUGAGCCGGCUCGGAGCCAGCGCAUCCAGUUUUCGCAAGUUCAGUAACAACCUCCCCGUACCUCAGUUUCCCCAGGAGGUCCUGCUGUUCUCCAAGGUUGUUGGCAAUGAAGGGGAUGGACUGAAAGCCCAGGGAGAGGUGGCGAUGAUUCUAACACAAAGUACGUGUGUAAUAAAUAACACUAUUAUCUGUCUCCUAUAGGAGCUGGGGACAGGAGGCAGGCAUGGUCAGACCCAUUUCCGUGACAGGAGCACAGAGACGGGCAGUGUCCCUGGCCAAGGCAUUCAGCCAGUAAAAGCAGCCAAGCUGGAGCCUAAAGCCAGGGGCCCUGACGCCCAGCGGGGGGCUCCCUGCACCAAUCAUGAGUCGCCUGCUCUGGAAGAAGGUGGCCGGCGCCAUGGCCCCCGGGCCGGUUCCAGCACCAGGGCGCUGGGGCUCCAGCUCCGGCCCCGGCUCCGGCCCCAACGACGGGCCGCCGCGGCCUCCAGUGCCAUCCUCCGAGGGCGCGCAGCCGCGGUACAACCCAUUGCACAUCCAGAUGCUCUCCAGAGGGCUGCACGCGCAGAUCUUCGGGCGCACCGGGGAGAUGCCCGGCGAGGCCGCGGUGCGCCGCAGCGUCGAGCACCUGCAGAGGCACGGGCUCUGGGGGCAGCCAGCCGUGCCCUUGCCCGACGUGGAGCUGUGCCUGCCGCCCCUCUACGGGGGCGACCUGGACCAGCACUUCCGCCUCCUGGCCCAGAAGCAGAGCCUGCCCUACCUGGAGGCGGCCGACUCGCUGUUGCAGGCCCAGCUGCCCCCGCGGCCCCAGAGCUGGGCCUGGGCGGAGGGCUGGACCCGCUACGGCCCCGAGGGGGAGGCCGAACCCGUGGCCAUCCCCGAGGAGCGGGCCCUGGUGUUCGACGUCGAGGUCUGCUUGGCAGAGGGAACUUGCCCCACAUUGGCGGUGGCCAUANUCCCAUCUCUCAGGUAUUCUUGGUGCAGCCGGCGGCUGGUGGCAGAGCGUUACUCUUGGACCAGCCAGCUGUCGCCGGCUGACCUCAUUCCCCUGGAGAUCCCUGCCCGUGGCGGCAGCCCCACCCCGAAGGGUCGGCAAGAGCAGCUGGUGGUGGGGCACAACGUGUCCUUUGACCGCGCCCACAUCAGGGAGCAGUAUCUGAUCCAGGGUUCCCGCAUGCGCUUCCUGGACACCAUGAGCAUGCACAUGGCUAUCGCGGGGCUGAGCGGCUUCCAGCGCAGCCUGUGGAUGGCGGCCAAGCAGGGCAGGCACAAGGCCCGGCCUCCCCCGCAGAGAGGCCCCAAGUGCCAGCCCAAAGCCCGAGGCCCAGCGAUUUCCUCCUGGGAUUGGCUGGACAUCAGCAGCAUUAACAACCUGGCGGACGUGCACAGCCUCUAUGUUGGGGGCCCCCCCCUGGAGAAGGAGCCCAGAGAAUUGUUCGUCAAGGGCAGUAUGAAGGACGUCCGGGAGAACUUCCAGGCCCUGAUGCGGUACUGCGCCCAGGACGUGUGGGCCACCUAUGAGGUUUUCCUCCAGCAGCUGCCACUCUUCUUGGAGAGGUGUCCCCACCCAGUAACUUUGGCCGGCAUGCUGGAGAUGGGUGUCUCCUACCUGCCCGUCAACCAGAACUGGGAGCGGUACUUGGUGGAGGCCCACAGCACCUAUGAGGAGCUCCAGCGGGAGAUGAAGAAGUCGCUGAUGGAUCUGGCUAAUGAUGCCUGCCAGCUGCUUGUCGGAGAGAGGUACAAGGAGGACCCCUGGCUCUGGGACCUGGAGUGGGACCUGCAAGAAUUUAAGCAGAAGAAAGCAAAGAAGGUGAAGCAGAAGGAGCCAGCCGAAGCCAGCCAGUUGCCCAUCCAGGGGGCCGUGGCCCCUGAGGAUCAGGAAGACCCCGGCCCCCCCAGUGAGGAGGAGGAGUUACACCGAGACGCCACUGCACUGGCCCGCCUGCGCCAGCUGCAAGCAACCACAGAGCUCCUGCCCAAGCGGCCGCAGCACCUUCCGGGACACCCUGGGUGGUACCGGAAGCUGUGCCCUCGGCUAGACGACCCCGAGUGGGGCCCAGGCCCCAGCCUCCUCAGCCUGCAGAUGCGGGUCACGCCCAAACUCAUGGCCCUGACCUGGGAUGGCUUCCCACUGCACUACGCGGAGCAGCAUGGCUGGGGCUACCUGGUGCCCGGGCGGCGGGACAACCUGGCUAAGGUGCCGGUGGGCACCACCCUAGCAUCACCUGGGGUGGCCUGCCCUCACAGAGCCAUCGAGUCCCUGUACAGGAAGCACUGCCUGCACCAGGGGAGGCAGCGGCCGCAGCCCCAGCGGGCAGGCCUGGCUGAGGAGCUCCUGCUUUCCGACAGCACCAUGUGGCAGGCGGUGGAAGAACUGGGCUGCUUAGAACUGGAGGCCGAAGUGAAAAUGGAAAACUUUCGAGCAGUCCUGCCAGGUCCCUCCCUGGCUCUGACUGCCCCUGGUGACUCCAAAGCUAGCCAGCCCUCCUAUCACCAUGGCAACGGGCCCUACAAUGAUGUGGAUGUCCCUGGCUGCUGGUUCUUCAAGCUGCCUCACAAGGAUGGUAACAGCUGUAACGUGGGAAGCCCCUUUGCCAAGGACUUUCUGCCCAAGAUGGAAGAUGGCACCUUGCAGGCUGGCCCAGGAGGUGCCAGUGGGCCCCGCGCCCUGGAAAUCAACAAGAUGAUCUCUUUCUGGAGAAAUGCCCAUAAACGUAUCAGCUCCCAGAUGGUGGUGUGGCUGCCCAGGUCAGUUCUGCCGCGGACUGUGACCAGGCACCCAGCCUAUGAGGAGGAAGCGCGCUAUGGGGCCAUCCUGCCCCAGGUGGUGACCGCAGGCACUAUCACCCGCCGUGCUGUGGAGCCCACGUGGCUCACGGCCAGCAAUGCCCGGCCUGACAGAGUGGGCAGCGAGUUGAAGGCCAUGGUGCAGGCCCCACCCGGCUACGUCUUUGUGGGUGCUGACGUGGACUCCCAGGAGCUGUGGAUCGCGGCUGUGCUGGGGGACGCCCACUUUGCUGGCAUGCACGGCUGCACGGCCUUCGGGUGGAUGACGCUGCAGGGCAGGAAGAGCAGGGGCACGGAUCUGCACAGCAAGACAGCUGCCACCGUGGGCAUCAGCCGGGAGCACGCCAAGAUCUUCAACUAUGGCCGCAUCUAUGGGGCAGGGCAGCCCUUUGCUGAGCGCCUCCUACUGCAGUUCAACCACCGGCUCACACAGCAAGAGGCUGCUGAGAAGGCCCAGCAGAUGUACGCUGUCACCAAGGGCCUCCGCCGGUAUCGGCUGUCAGAGGAGGGUGAGUGGCUGGUGAAGGAGCUGGACCUCCCCGUGGACAGGACUGAGGAUGGCUGGGUUUCCCUGGAGGAUCUACGUAAGAUCAAGAGAGAAGCUUUACGGAAGUCGCGUUGGAAGAAGUGGGAGGUGGUUGCUGAGCGGGCAUGGAUGGGGGGCACCGAGUCGGAGAUGUUCAAUAAGCUGGAGAGCAUCGCCACGUCUGACGCGCCCAGCACCCCAGUGCUGGGCUGCCGCGUCAGCCGAGCCCUGGAGCCCUCUGCUGUCCGGGGGGAGUUUAUGACCAGCCGCGUGAACUGGGUGGUGCAGAGCUCCGCGGUGGACUACCUACACCUCAUGCUGGUGGCCAUGAAGUGGCUGUUGGAGGAGUUUGCCAUUGACGGGCGGUUCUGCAUCAGCAUCCACGAUGAGGUCCGCUACCUGGUGCGGGAGGAGGACCGCUACCGUGCUGCCCUGGCCCUGCAGAUCACCAACCUGCUGACCAGGUGCAUGUUUGCCUACAAGCUGGGGCUGAACGACCUGCCCCAGUCAGUGGCCUUUUUCAGUACAGUCGAUAUCGACCAGUGCCUCAGGAAAGAAGUGACCAUGGAUUGUAAAACCCCUUCCAACCCCACAGGAAUGGAACAGAGAUACGGGAUCCCCCAGGGUGAAGCACUGGACAUCUACCAGAUAAUUGAACGCACCAAAGGCUCCCUGGGCAGGUGAAGGCAGCCUGCACAUGGCUGCCGGAGGCUCGGCGUUGCUCCCGUGGAACUCAGGCUUUUCAGCUGUGCUUGUGGGACAGAGGCGGCUUGCCUCAGGCCAGCGUUUUAG